GACAGGGGAAGCGCGUGGGGAGGCAACAAGAAAGGAAAAAUAAUAAAGAAAGGGACCCCCUGUGUUCUUCCCAACUUCAUAUUUAAGCACCACUAUCCACUCGCUAAUUCCAACGUUGUAAUGCGUGCUUCUUAACUCCCUCCUCUUCACUCACUCUCCGACAUCGUUUUACUCGAACGAUCAAACUCUGUUGAGAAACAAACCCUUCUUUCUCUCUCUGAUUCAGAGAACAUCCUAAGAACUCAAUUGAUUCUGCAUAUUACUGUUAGUGUUUUCGUGUUCUUUGUCUCAAUGGAGGUUCAAACUCACACCCACGCUCACUCCACCUUCGAUGUCAACCCCAACCCCAACGCAUCAUUCCCUUACGACAUUCAUCAUCCUCAAUUUCGGAGCUCCGAAUACCCGACCCCAACAUUCCCACUCUCCCCUCAAGACCUGUCACAACCUUCACCCACCCACGGCUCAUCGGGGCCUCACGCGCCGGGACGCGCCUGCCCCCAGACUACUGCUGCCCUCAAGGUGCAAAAGGUCUACCGCAGUUACCGCACACGCCGGAGGUUGGCUGAUUCCGCCGUCGUCGCCGAGGAGCUCUGGUGGCAAGUGAUUGAUUUCGCGAGGUUAAACCACAGCACCAUUUCGUUUUUCAAUUUGCCCGAGAGUGCUGCAUCACGGUGGAAUAGGGUGAAACUCAACGCUUCCAAGGUGGGAAAGGGCUUGUUCUUGGACGCCAAAGCACAAAAAUUGGCUUUUCAACAUUGGAUUGAAGCUAUUGAUCCACGCCACCGCUAUGGGCAUAACUUGCAUUAUUACUAUGAAGAAUGGUGCAAGACGGAUUCUGGCCAGCCAUUCUUUUUUUGGUUGGAUUUGGGAAAUGGAAAAAAUCUUGAUCUUGAACAGUGCCCGAGAUCGAAACUCCGAAAGCAAUGCAUAAAGUAUCUUGGACCUCAAGAGAGAGAGCACUAUGAAUACACUGUCUGCGAGGGGAAAAUUAUCCACAGGCAAUCUGGGGAUUUUCUGCACACAAAAGAAGAUUCUAAGGAUGCCAAGUGGAUAUUCGUAAUGAGCACCUCAAAGAAACUUUAUGCUGGCAAGAAAAAGAAGGGAUUAUUCCACCAUUCUUCUUUUCUAGCUGGUGGAGCUACCUUGGCUGCUGGAAGGCUAGAGGCUGAGCAUGGUGUUCUUAAGUCCAUCUCUGCAUAUAGUGGACACUAUCGGCCAACAGAUGAGGCGCUCAACUCCUUCAUAUCAUAUCUCAAAGAAAAUGGUGUCAAUAUUGAUGAAGUUGAGAUUCGCAAUCCAAAAGAUGAUGGCGAUGCUUACGAGGAUGGAAAGGUUAGUGAAAUGGAGACAGUAGUUGAAGAUUCUAACCAUGGUAAUAUACCAGAGCCUGGAAUUUCUGAGGAAGCUGAGAACACCUCAUCUUCAAGCAAUGUAGUAGACCCUCAACCUUUAUCUGUUGGUAGUUAUAAAAGGACUCUCUCAGGUGGUCUUCAGAGUCCAAGAGCUGAGGUGCCCAAGAAAGCAAUAUUGCAAAGAAUCAAUUCCAAGAAGGCAAAAUCCUACCAAUUGGGGCAUCAACUUUCACGUAAAUGGUCAACUGGGGCUGGACCAAGAAUUGGGUGUGUUGCUGACUACCCUGUAGAGCUUAGACUGCAGGCCCUGGAAAUGCUUAACCUUUCUCCAAAACUUCCUCCUUCACCUUCCUCGUACAGGUUACUAGGUGGUCUUGUCUCACCUACGGCUUGCUCAACACCCAAUGGCACAAGAACUGAAACUGAUGAGAAUUCUCGUUAUUCAACUCCUAAAUGAUAUUAGGAUUAUGUCUGUCAAGGUUAUUAUAGGUGCUUUAGUUAAUGUAUGUUAAAUAUCGUUCUUUAUGUCAUGUCUACUUUGAAGAACUUAAUGUUGUCUUUAUAAAAUUCAAUAGUUAUUAUCAGCUCA
Messenger RNA from Vigna umbellata (rice bean), 1941 nucleotides. Its product is annotated as IQ domain-containing protein IQM3-like. The record is from RefSeq and is a predicted model, not a curated record. NCBI's taxonomy places the organism in Eukaryota, Viridiplantae, Streptophyta, Magnoliopsida, Fabales, Fabaceae.